Molecule: messenger RNA, 19131 nt
Organism: Porites lobata
Lineage: Eukaryota; Metazoa; Cnidaria; Anthozoa; Scleractinia; Poritidae
Source: the annotation of a GenBank genome assembly
AAUAUGACAUUUCGUGUUUCGUGCAAGCUGGCGCUUUGACCGCCUGUCAAGAUCUUUUCUUGGCUUCUUUGAAAGUGGAAACAUGCUUUUCCUGCGCAAGAUGUAGGGAGAAUACUUAGAAAUUUCUUGCUCAAACUUAAAUGAGCAACACUGACGAGGAAAAUGAGCUUGAUGGCCAAUGUGACGUUGAUGAAGUGAGUACAGUGCAUAGUAUUACUAAUUUAUGCACCCCACUUCACCCGUAAUGCCUUAGUAUCGAUUGGGAUUACUUGUAUUUCGACAUUUAUUGUACUUUAAAAACCUCUUUUGAGUCCGUAACGCUAUAAAAUACCUAAACACAUUCAUGAAAUCUGAGGAACCCUGCACCUCAGAUCCUGAUGUCCUUAUCAGUGGCUCCUCUGGAUAAGGCUGUCACCAAGAGCCCGGAGCCGAGGAUUUCCCCCGGCUACUAUGACCGUGAGCCCCAGCUACUUUCAUAGGAAACAACAGGAAAAUAGAGCCAAAAGUACUUCCUAGCUGGACAAUUCCCCUCUUACUAACUGAGGGGGGCAUUGGGAUUUUCGGUUUUGCGGUUUUGGCUAUUUUUUAGAUCGGUUUUUCGGUUUUUGUUGCAAAAGACCUCGGUUUUUCGGUUUUGGUGGUCAUUGUGGUUUGUGGAUUUUUCGUUUUUUAGCAUCUGGUUUUCGGUUUUCCUGAAAAAUACUAACGGUUUUUCGGUUUUGGUACCCGAUGUGGUUUUUGUUUUUUCCUAUUUUGGGUUCCGGUUUCUGUUCGAUUUGAGCAGCACUUGAUCUCGAACAGCCGCGAAACGCCAAAGUUAUUUAGAGGAAUGCGUGACAAAUAAAUUCAUGGUAGGGGAUCAAGCGUCUCCCUUGACGCCCGGCGAGACUUUGACCUCGCAGACCAGGGCGACCAUUUGGUCAGUUUGCGAGCUAUGGCUUCCAACGUGCCUCCCACGCCAGCAACGGAAGAAGCCAUUUGUUUGGUUCGCCAUUGCAAAACUGUACUUGAAGAGCAUGCAUAUCAAAUAUGUGCUGAGAGUAACAUCACUGACGCCCCAAAUGGUCCCCAAGGUCAUGUCUCUGCAAAAACAGUAAACUCUGUCCAAUUAAUUGAAUGGGGACUAGGAAGACUAGCAGGCAUUCUAGGAGAGUAUGACUACAAAGCGCCUGAUCUUUUAAGCUGUAUGACUUUAGACGUUGAAAAUUGCCAUGCCACUGUUCAUUCCAAGAAAGUGAACGUGUCUAAGCUCAAAUAUGCUAGGUCGUUUGGUGCAACAAUGAAGGAGAGCAUCCGAACGUGCUACAAGCUGGGCUGCGUACUAUCACACCAGUCGAAGGUCCUAGUACCCAAAGCCCGACACAACGUAUUCUCUUCAUAACGUACCGUUGAUGAUGCCUCUGUCCAUUGUCAGCCUUCCUGCAAAUGACUGUGACCUCUUACGCAACUGGGCCUCAGCAUAUGGUGCUGCAGUAAGACAAAGGACAGUGCGGCAGGAAACUACAAUGGCUAAGCACGGAACAUUGCCAGAGUAUCUUUAUCAACGCCAUCUCGAAGUUGGUGAUAAGGUUAAUCUGAACUUCGGAGUUGAUGAAGAUGAAGGACCCCAUGAAGAUCUGAACGAGCGUUAAGUGAGUGAGGAAGCUAGUGUCUCUAGCGAAGGCCAGCAAGAAUUUGAUGAAAGUAGUGACGAAGAAGUUGAAGUCAGUGCAGAUGACAACAAUUCUCAGGGCCAGCAAGAUGAAUUAGGGACAUCGAUGAAUUUUCUCUUUGGUACAAGGUCGCGAUAUGGAAGGGCAGUGAGGUUCAAUAAUCGACUGCUGUUUUGAGUAUCUGUUGAUUACCACAUUAAACCUUAGAGCAAGUUCCUGCUGCCAUGUAAAACUGAAAAGGAACUAAUCGUACCGGUUAGCUUCCUCAGUGUUGACUCAGCUCAGUGCAAUCGCAUGUUAGACAAUCGAGUCUCCAAACUUUCAGGUGUUAGUUAUCAAAUGGAAAUGUUCGAUUAGAGAUUUUCGAUUGAAGUUUCCAGAGCUAUAGCUUUUUGCGACUGCAAAAUUGCAAUUCUAAAGAGGACUUGUGUGCAAAUUCUCCUAAGUUAACUAGGCUCCAUAACUAGCGUCUUUUCGGAAAUUGAGCCGCAAAGUCUGGGCUCGAGAGAGCGGCAGAAACAAAGCCUAUGAUUUAAGCAGACACAAAAAGAUACGAAGGCUUCAGACAAAGUCCAUGACAUUCACAAAUACUUUGGUGAAAUUAGUGUUAGUUUAGUUUGCUCUGUAUGCCCCACUUGUCACCAUUGUAUCGGGUUUUUGACGGUUUUUUUGUAUGCGGUUUUCGGUUUUGGCUGAAUUUUUUUACGGUUUUGCGGUUUUGGAUGAUUUUUUCCUUCGGUUUUGCGGUUUCUAAUACACCCCAAUGCCCCGCUCCUAACUGCACAUACCCAACAACUUGAAAUUUUAGCGACAGCGUAGCGCUGUCUGGGCCUGCCAGUUUUCCAGUUAGCUCUGUUACCUUUAGUGAAGGAGGUUACACCCUCUCCUGAUCACAAAAUGAUAAAACUUCUAACAUUUGAUAACUUGUCUCUGCCACUUCGACAUUCUCGCUAAAACUCAUAGUAGAUUGACGACGGCUACCAUGUUUUCCACGGUUUUCCCGCCAAAAUGACACUGGUUCAUGCGCAAGCACUAGUUUCUCAUACUCGUUGCCGUAAUCAUCUUAGAAUCUAAAGCUACGUAUUUCUUACUUCAUACUACAAGUCUUGUUAUUUUUCUCUUAGAGAGAUCUCCAGUGGUCACCCUUUAAGGAAUACAAUCACCUGAGUGCACUUGGGAUAAAUCUGGAUCGUGAUGUUGUUAAGUCAGUGAUUGAAGACGCUUUUCCGGCUAUUGAUCAAGAAAAGGGGAAGCAUGUAGAACUUAAAAACUUUUCUUCGCAAGAACGUGUGCCAGGGUUGUUUUCACUUCUUUAUGACAGUGAAAGUUGCUGUAGUGGAAGUAUUUCACAUGGAAAUACCUGCGGCCGAACAAUGGCAGCUGAAUGCAUAGCAAAAAGAGAGGUUGCCAUGUACAAAUGGAAAGGACUUCUUCAAAGCUUGUUCCAAACAAAACCUGUUGGACUGAGUGAAUUAAAAUGGAGACAACACUUUUUUGAAGUACUUUCCUUGAUUCCAGUGGACGAUAAAAAAUUGUUGGUUUCAAACAAGAAACUUUGUUCAGUGUCUGACAUAUUGGGUGGCAAUAGUGCUGGUCAACCUGAUCCGAUAUACAGCAACUUUGGAAGGCUUAGGAAUGGCUUUUAUGUUUCUUCAAAGGGUGUGGUGUUUUCCAGUGAAACUGAGGUUAGUAUAAGUUGUUUAUUCAAUAAACUUUAAAUUAGGCUCUGUUUGCAUUGCGACAAAAAAAAGAGUUUGGCAGUUGCAAAAAAACUGAAAAUUUUGUAGUUACCAAGUUUUUGUUUUUGUAACCUUGUUUGCACCCGAGAUACAUGUAUGCAAAAGUUUUUGUGUAACCAAAAACGUUAAUUAAAGGAAAUUGUUGUGUUCUCAAAUCAAGAAACAAAGGAUUUCGACACCUGACAAAAAAUUGUAAGCCUCUAAAUAAUAAUAUUCCUGACGGCAUCUUUGAAGUUUGCUGACACUUGAGAAAAUUCUGGUACAGUGUAGGUGAAAAACAUUGUUUACACUAGAAAUGGUUUCCUGUUAAUAGAUUUUUUUGCAAAAUUUUAUGUAGUGUGAACAGGGCCUUAUAGUGUUACCUGUUAUAAUGUGUGGACACCAACGGGACACUUGCUUGCUAAUGCCCACUGCUUGACAUGGGUUCAUGUCAGAUGGGUUUGUGGAAAGAAAAGUUUGUAGCCUGUGAAUACAGCUUCCUCCUGUUGCUGUUUUGUUUCACCAGAGGCAUCAACAUUUGGCUUUAAAAACUAGGAAAUGAGUGCUUCUUGGUAGAAACAUUAUUGUACAUUAAUUCUGUACAUGUGUAUUGGAUCUCUGUUGCCUUGCAUCCUUUGUCUGCCAAUGCAGGCCCGCAGGUCCAGGUUUUUUAAGGAAAGGUGUGAUGUGAGGCAUUUUGAGCAUUUGAAGGCAGAAUGAAAAGAAAUCAGCAACCAAAAGCAAAACAUGGAUAUUCUGCAAAAUUUUUAAACUUGAAAAUUGAUUUCUUGGCAAAGAGACUACUAUGUGUACAUGUAUGUAUUUUAAAAUUAUAUUUUGAGAAUGACAAUGGCAAUAUAAUGUCACUGUUUAAAAAGAAGAAAUAGAAAGAAAGUAUUAAAUCUGAUUAUUCACUAGGGUUUGCUGCUGAUCAUCAUGAUCUUUCAGUAGUGUGCCAAGCAGCAAACAGAUCAGCAAUUUCUUCCACAAUGAUCAAUGUCUGUUAGAUAGUACAUGCACGUCAUAUUUCUCUAGUUACGUGAAACCAGUGAAAUGUGACCCAAUGAGAGCACCCUGAUGGGCCACUCCUGCCAGGGCAUCUGCUUCCCAAAGCCCAAUAAUCCAUGACUUUUAGAUUUACUUUCAAGAUUUUUAUAUGAGGAAACUUGGUUCUGAUAAAUGCUGCAGCCAGAAAAUCUGCACUAAUAGCACUUACAGUUUCUGUUUGAGGUAGUUUUCGAACAAAGGGAACUUAUGGAUUGACAAAAUCUUGGGAUGGCCUCUCUUCUUGCUCUCUUGGGCCCAGUUUCUCCCAAACUAUGUUAAAGACUGUUCAACUGUUGAAAAAUUGAGAACAUUAUUUUGCAAUAAUUACAUUGUGGGCACAGUAUUGCUUAUUAAUUCACUGUGUUUUAAAUCGAAAAAGUGAUCCUCUGGAUGGGGAGGUUGUGAGUCCACCCAUUGCACAGUUGUGAUACAAAGUUUUUAUAACACUAGCAGGACAGUCUUGCAUAUCAAUGACUCCAUAUUAGGAAGUAAAUUUUAAUUGGCUCUCUGAAAGACUCAUCAUUGGAACAGGCUCAUACACUUCAGGGUUAUAUGCUUCUGGUUCUGGUGAAGCUUGUUUGCCAAAGAAUACAAAACACGUCCUUAGUGGCAAGGAGCAAAGAGAGAUGGUUGUUUUCGCAGGCUAUCAUUGAGGGUGUACACACAAAAGGAAGUUUUCCCUUUUUGUGCAGUUAACCUGUCUUGUUAUUUAGGUGAAACUUGUGUCCUUACUUAUUUUUUUUAAUACAUGUGCCAUAAUUUUAAUUUUAAUAAUGCUUUGUUCAGUGCAUUGAAUGGUGUAGGGCCCGUCAAAUUGCGGGGGAAACACUUUAAAUAACUAGUUACAACAGUUGUUUCUAUUAGAUAUACUGCCAUUAAAUAAUACAAAUGUAUAUCUACAGUUGCAUAAGAAACCAUUAAUUUUAACAGAUGAUGCAGUUUAAUACAAAAAUGGGUGAAAUGGAUGAAAAGCUUAAGUAUGAACUGAGUGUGAUCCAACACCAACAUAACAAACUUAAGGUAAUUAACUGGAAUGAGUAAUGAUAUUAUUGAGAUAUUAUUAUUAUUAUUAUGUGUAACAGGGUUAGAAGUCUAUCAUAAUUUGAAAAAUAUGCCUGAUAAUUUGAAGAAAAAAUGUUUUGAAACCAUGUAGAGGUAUGCCGUGUUUUUGUUCCCCGAGGCAGCAACACGAAAUAAAAUUUUCUAUCAGACAGUAGGAUAAGCCAUCUCACCAGGGUUUAAAAUGCAAAAUUUCAAGGCUCAUUUUCAAGCUCUUUCUGGGAAAGGGCUUCGCUCUUUCAAAAUAUUCUCCUGUCACUUUACACUCUUCUCCUGCUACUGCAAUUCUUAAUGAAACCCCUGAUUACAUGUACAUGUAUGCAGAUCUGUUUAGUCCUGGUUAGAAAAUUGAAGUUUCAUGGCUUCUAUUCCAGCAUUUUCUACAAUGAAAAAAGGUGUGGCCUUUUUAAUGUAUAUUUUUCUCUGGAUCUAAAACAUGAGGUUUACAAAAUGAUGCUUUGGCGUGUGGAAUAAUAAUUAUUAUUGACCCCUGAUCUGCCUGAUUGAAUGACAGAUUGUCCCUUUGAUCAUAGGCUAACAUAGAGCAAAUUGAAAAACAGUGAUUGGCAAAUCUAUCACUCGAACAAAAGAAAGAUAUACUCCUUCACAUUUGUCUUCAUGUAGUACAAAAAAAUGUACAUAUAGUUAUUGUUCAGGGCCCAGUUGUUCGAAGGCCGAUUACUGCUUAACCCAGCGUUAAAUUUAACCUAGAUUUCUUUUUCUCUUGUUCAAAAGCAUUUUCUCGGAUAAUUUUCUAUUUUUAAGAGCAUCCAAUCAUCAACUUGUUGACAAAAAGAAUUAAACUGAAUUUCCUUUUCUACCUGAAUUCAAAUUUCAAACUAACCCUGAGUUAUCUUAACCCAGCUUUGAACAACACAACCCAGCGGUAUAAAUUUACCUAAAGCUACAUUUAGGCUAUCAAGAACCACUUUCCACCAGUUUUGUGGAUAAAUUGCCAUAUUCAUUUGUCAUCUCAAUACAUUCAGAUUAUUUUACACCAUGUGAUUUUUUUUUAUAUUUCAACUUAAAGGGAGAAACAUGUUGUUUAAGUGAUACAGCCGUGAUUAUUAAUGUGACUUGAAAGAUAGAAAAACACUGAAGUGGCUUAAACCUAUGAAAAAUAGCUGGCAUACUCAGUAUUCAUUUUUGAUUAUUUUUACACUGAUUGCAUAGCAUUAAUUUUUAUGCCUGUCUGACACAUUAAAUUUUUAUUGACUUUGUGUAAAUUGAAGUGUCACAUUCUGACAGUUGGUUUAAAUAAUAAAUUUUUAAAAUCAUGCAAAGUGAUAAAUAGGGGUUAUCGUUUUGUGGAAUUUCACAUUUUUUAGUUUUCUAGUGAUAAUAACAAUCUAUCAACAGUCAUUGGCGUAAUCUUUGUAGACAACAAAAAAUUGCUUCAUGCCUGUAUUAUUUUAUACAUAUUUUAAGAAUUUUCCUUUUUUAGACUCUUAUCAUACUCUACUCUGUUUUGAUGAACAAUAACUACAUGCAGAUUUCAUGCAAUUUUUUGACACUUUCUUUAUUUUAAUAUUAUUCUGACCUGUGAAACCAUUGCAAAAACCUUGUGGUAGAAAUUAUUCUAAAAUUUUUAUGAGAACAUCUUCAAUUUAUAAUCAAUGAUAAAAUUAACUGUCAAGAAUUGUCAUUUAAAAAUAAUUUUAUAUCCAUCACUGUUGGUGUUCCCAUGCAAAUUUGUUAAAAUUAAUGAAACAUGUUGCCUCAAUUCUAUUGGUCUCUUCAGUUUCUAUAAAUAUCCUAAAAGACUUUCAACAAACAUCACAUGAGCUGUUUUGGGUAAACGGCUCCCACUGACAGAUAAGAAAUUUUACCAAAGUUAUAUUGUCCAAAAAGCAAAAGAUAACAGGAAGAGAUCCAUUUUAUCUGACAGAAAUAAUAACAUUGUUUUCUUCACAUAUUGUCAGAUGUUCUCAGUGGUCCAUGACAAACCUUGAAAGCUGUAUAAAGGAGGAAAUUUAAAAUGAGCUAACAGGAAAAGUGUUGUUUGAGUUGGCAUGAGAAGAAAGGAGUAAAUUUUCAUAAAAAUUUAUUUAGAGGUUUGCAAGUUGCUGACAGAAGUACCCAAGAAAAAAAUCUUUCACAAAGCAAAAUGUCAUCACUAAUGGUAGGCAUUUAUUGUUACAUACAUGUAGUUAUUUGAUUUUUCUUUUCUUUUGAUAUGAAUUAUUUUGUCCUAGAGGAUUACUGUUCCAGCCUCUCAGAUACUCAACAUGGAAAUUUUUUUUCUAUACAAAGCACUGUUUAGAUAGUAGCAAUGUCAAGAAAAUGUUAAUAACUUUCUAGCUGCAUUAGACUGAUGUUGUUAUUUAGAAAAACAAUGAAUAUGGUGAGUUAUCUUUUAACAUUUAACAUCCACCUGAUAACAUGCAAUCUGAAUUCAGACAGAGGUAAAGCACUUUAUUUUCAUGCUUGUAAAUUGCACUGCAAGGUGAAAGUGAUGAUAGCUUUUUGUAUUGACAAUAGAAAUAACAUCAUUUAUUUAAGAGAGAUAAAUAAUGGUAUUAUUUGCAUUAAACAAAAAUUCUUUUUAUUAAUAACACCAAGAAUAAUAUUUUAUUAAUGUAUGACACUGUUAAAAUUAAAAGUAUAGUUUAUGUUCUUUAACCAUCAGCAGAGCUGUCAUUGUUAUAUUGAUUAAGAGGUGGGGGCCCUACUAUGAACAUGACUCCCAUCAAUUUUUGUACGGGAAAAUAUAAGAAAAUGGAACAAAAUAAUUAAAUCUCUAGCUGUCUGAUUCCCUGCCAACCUUGUUGCAAUUACCCAGUAACUUGAAAUCCUAGUGGCAGCCUUUGCAUUACAUACAAAGUCAUGUACAUUGUGCUUUAUGAGAAUUAUUGUCAGCAAGGCAUAUAGUUAUUUUUUAAUCUUAGUUGUAAUUAUGCUCAGCAAUAUAACAGAUACUCCUUUUAACCCAUUCGUCCCUGAGCUGCCUGUAACGGCCCUUACGGAUCCACGUCGUUUCUACCGCUUGUGACAUCAUCAGUUGUAAUGGUCAAGGACAACUUUGUCCGCUAACUUGUGCAGAGUGAAGAUAUCUUUCAAACCAUACCAGAAUGAGCACAAUUCAGUCAUGGACACCGGAGAAAGAGGCAAAAAAACAUGUAACAUUGACUGGAAAAUUUCCAUGAAAAUCUUGUUCCACUAUCCACCUACCAUUUCGUCAAAUCCAAAGAUCCUACAUUUAAAAGCUUUCCUAAAAACUUUUCCCACCAAAAUGAAGCCUACUAAAUGCCCAGCAAGAGAAAAAAAAAUGAGGCAACAAAAGCAAAAAAAGAGGGGAGGAGAGAAAGUGAAAAGUAAAAGUCAAGACUGCUGUGUCACUUUUAAACUCAAAAACUAUCUCAAAAUUUUGCUUUCUGCGCAUGCCUGAACUUCGAAAGCUAAUAUUGUACAUCUGGAUCAGAAGGCCGCCAAGUGUAUGACCUGUAAACAGCUCUUUAUGGCACAAUGCAGUGACCAGAAAACCACUCGAAUAGCUUCAAAACAGGUUUUCAGCAAAAUCUCUGGGGCAAAUGGGUUAAACUCAACUGAUUGGGCACUCAGCCUAAUUAUUGGCACCCUUAUGUGUAUUGUCAACUUCUGUAAAACAACUCUAUGACUGUUAAAUUUUGUGGAAAGUUAAGAAAAUAUUGGCAGGGUUGUCACUAAGAUUUCAAGUUGCCAGGUAAACACAACAAGUAGGCAGGGAAUCAAACGGCUAGGGAUUUCUUUUGGUUCUAUUUUUCUUCUAUUUUCCAAUAAAAGUAGCAGGGGGCCACUCUCUUAGUAGCCGGGGAAAAUCCCCGGCCCCCAGCUCUUAAUGACAACCCUGAUUGUGUGUUCGUUGCUAGCUUUAACAAGAAUGGAAUAUUGAAUUUUGAAUUCCCCAGGCAAAAUAAUGCUAAAAAAGGAAAACUGGAAACCAAAAAAGACACGAAAAAUGAAAAAACGUUUUUUGGCUUAUAUGCAGGGGAGUUUAAACCAGACUGAAAAAAAGCAUCUCAAAACAAGCAGUGCUGAUCAAAACACUUUUUGAAUUUACUCACUCUUUUGAGCUUUUAAAUGUCAUAAAAAUCAAAUUGAAUUCAAUACAACAAGGUGCAAAGAAAGUCAGUUUUACUGCUUGCCAUUUGGGCUAGCUAUAGCUAGCAUGUACUAGCCCAAAAGUCAUUUUAACUUAGCCCCAAAAAGUUUUUGAUGAGCCUGUUUGAUUACACAGUUCUUCUGUAAUCUGAAUUCUUUGAAAAAUGUCACUUGUUGAAGUUGAGAACCGAAUUCACUAGUCUUAUAGCAAAAUCCACUAGCUCCAGGCUAUGGGACACUUCUUUUUUUGCUCAGUGUACAAGCAAGAGGCGGUCUUAUAAUUGGAUGUAUUUUUUGUGUAAAAGAAUAAAGUAUACUGUGUAAUCAAGUUUUAAAGUGUAAAUUUUAUGCCCUCCUUUUAUAUUCUUCUGUCUUGUUUUUCUUCCUCAGUUGAUAUUUUGUUCAAAAUGCAAUGUCAUGUUAACCUAGUAAUUGGCAAUAAAUUCCUAAUAUUUUCAUGGCAUUCAAAUUUGUUUUGAAUUUUUCAAUUGGGUCAAAAUUGUCAUGGGAACAAGUUAGUAUGCAAUCAAGGGUCUCCUGAACUUAGCAAGUUGGCAUAUCUAAUCUCAGCUCUACAAGUCACCAACAGAAAUUAGAAUACUGACAACUUGAACAGCUGUGUACAUACAUAAUAUUUCUGCUUCAUUAUUUUGAUACAUUUGAAGAGUUUUUUAUUUCAUUUAUCUCUGCAGAUUUAUGGUAUGGAUAUUCAUCUCUAUUCAGAGUGAAAAAUUUAUAUAUUUUAAUAACCCAUUGUCUUCUCCAUUGUUGAAUAGCUUCCAUUUAUAAAUCCUUCUUUCCAUGUACAUAUUGUUUCUUGUUUAUAACAUUCAACUUAAACCCACAUUUCUUAAAGUUGGAUUUUGAUUUGGAUUAUUCCAGAUAUAAUUUAUAGAAUUAGCACAAGUUGGUUGUUUAAUUUUUUUAGAUUCAACUCAUAGUAGUAAUGGGAAUAUUUCUUUUCAUUAUUUUUUUCACACAUAAAAUGAAUUCCCUCAGCUAAUCUUGUCUGUAUAUGUAUCUAUGUAACAUACCAUAGACUGAACUAAAUACUAAUAAUUUAACAUACUGUGUAUUAAGUAUUUGGUCAUUUACACUAGAUGAACCAUAAUAGUCUAAGACCAUUUGUUUUUAAACAUUCUUGUUAGUAAUUUUGCCUUUGUUGUUGUCGAAAUUUGAUGAAAAAUGUUCCAAGCUCCCUUCUUUUAACUGUCACUGUGAGUCUUAAAGGCAGUACUAUACAGUUUGCUGGGGUGUAGUCAUUCUUUCGAUUAUUUGUAGGCCUGGCUGACUUUCAUUUCCACAUAUCCUGAAAAUUGCACGCAUGACUAGUCUGACCUCACCAACACUUUUACCUCUCACCCCAAUAAUGCAUAAUUAAUUAUUACAAGACAGUGAUAGAGUGAUCAAACCAAAAAUUUGUAAGCCCAGAUAUACAGGUCUAUGGGCUGGCUACACCCCUGGUUUGAAGCACUGCUAAGCAGUAUAACACUGUUAUAUGGUAAUCGAUGGGAUGGGUUCAUUUAAAACAGUUCAAGAUGCACAAGAUGUUUCUUCUGGGGAUGGGGGAAGUGAAAUGCAAAAAAUGGAGAUCCAACUAGUUUACAGGCACUCAAAUGCCUCUACGGUGGCCCGGUUGGGUUUAAAUUCCGACAAGCCACAUAGCCUUGAAAAAGCAACAUGGAGAUGGAUCAAAAAUGUGACAGCGAUGAGAAAUAAGUUACUGACAGAAAUAAGUUACUGACAGUGACAUGGCCUCAUCUUCAAUACGAGAAAUGACCGAUUUUAAAAUUCAGCAGGGACAUAACAUAUCCCCCCUAAAAGGGCCUGUCCGAGGCUUGAGGAUACAUAACUUGUUUUAAUUGUUGAUUUUCCAGAUAGUUGACAAGUACUCCACACAAUUAACUUGUCCGCAGUCAUUUAGAUGACACACAACCUUGUUUACAUAAGUCACAACUGAGAGAAAGUAGACCAACUAGCUCAGCAGAGAUCUAGUCAAGCUGAAGGGUGUUAACCAGAAACAAAUCCAGCAAAUGGCCAGGUCCCAUGCCUGACAUCAUGCUGGCCAAUCCCCUCUCCCCCCUCACCCCACAAGCUCCCUUAAGAGUUAAAAGUUGAAUUGAUAUUUUUAGAUUAUCUCGUUUUUCUGUGAAACUCCCAAAACCGUGAACACCAGAAAUAUUUAUGGAAUGUUAUUUAUUGCGAGAAAUAAGCCACUAUGGCGAGAGAUAACUAAACCGCAAACAGCAACAGUCUUUAGUUUGUGGUUUUGAGGUUUGCUUGGGUAUGCUGAACUUUAUUGUGAUUGGCCAGUACACAAUCAACAUUCCUGAAAUUUUUCAGGUGUUCACAGCUUUCUCAGUUUGACAGUAAGAAUGGGUGAGAAUCCCAGAACUGGCCUUGAAUGUGUUACUCUUUUUAUAGGCCAAAGCUGAAGAAAAGAAGCUGCUGUCUCAGAGGACAGAAAGUCAUGAAGAAUCAGAUCAUGAUGAAGAGAUAAGAGAAAACCUGCAAUUGAAUAAAGAAAGUAAUCCUAAAGAUAAAGCAGAAAGGUAAGAAGUUAAGGUUAACAACUGAAGUUGGACCUAACACACAACUGAUUAAGUAAUACCUUGAUGGUGAUACAGUUGAACCUCUCCUUGCAGACACCUCCAUAAUACAAACACCUCUAUUAUGGACAGUUCUCUUGGUCGCAAAGAUACCAAACUUUGUACAAUCCCUACCCCCAUUAUACAAACACCCCUUUAUUCCGUGGGAUGCCUGUGGCACUCCCACGGUAAAAAUCCGGUUCGGUUGUACCCAAAAUUGCAAAGCCAGCCAAUAGGAUUGCCUAAAAUCUUUAUCGAUUAUCUCUUCUUCCAAGCCGACCAAUCAGAUUGUACAAAAUCUGUAUAGAUUUUUAAUCGAUUUGCUUCCUCUGAAGAACGUUGAAAUCAGAACGUUCCUUGCCAAAUUUGUCACCCUUGCAUUUUGCCACUCGUGGGUUAGGAUGGCUUGAUAACCAGCGAAAUCCUCCGGGAUACUGGUAAGUCACGAAAGGCGACCUAAGCCAAAUUAUUUCUUCCCUUCAUGACUUUUUUUUUUGUUUAGGUCUAGCUUUUUCAUAAGGUUUUAGUAGCGUCUGGUUGCGGGCUAUGAUUUCCGAUAGAUUUUUCUAUUCGGAGUUCGCCAGUUUUUGCCGAGCACAGCUAGAGUUCAGUUUUUUUCUUUUCUCAUCGAAAACACCUUGACGAUGGGAGGUUAAAUCGCGUAAAUUUCAACUCGUACCCUUGAAGAUUGGCGGUGAAAUCACGAAAAUAUUGUCUUCUUCGAUCGACGACUCGCUUUCGGCAUGGAUUGGACUUCUGGAUGGGACACGGAUCAGGACCUUAAAAAACUUAUUAUACCUUGGAAUCAGGGAUAAUCAUUGGAACUAUGUUAACUUUGAGACGUUGGAAACACAUUGCAAUUAAUUUUUAACCGUAUCAAGAGCAUCUUGGAAUAUUAAACUUUCAUCUUGGAUUGAAACAUUGGAACUUUAUCGAACUUUGUAACCCUGGGUUCCACCCUGGAUAAAGGAAGCGGAUGUUUUGUUUUGUUUUGUUCCAUUAACCUAAAACUACAAUGUUUAUUUCUCUUUGAAAAAGUUACCUGUGGCUACUUACUACCAAGAUAUGACGUAUCUUUAUACAUAUAGUUCCUGUUCAGGUUAAUCAGAGAGCAUUAUGCGCAUGUUCUCCAUUACUUGUUUCCGUUAACAUUCCAAUUUAAGUUACACGGGUAAACCUUGUUUUGAUGCAAAAUAACUUCUUUUUCUUAUCCAAAUCGUGCUAUGAAAAUAACUACAUAGCGAUAGAUCAAAACAAGAUCAACUCCAUCCUUGCGACCACUGACAACUAUAAAUUUAGCUUGCGUAGCAGGUGUCGAAAGGGGUAGGGGAUAGGGAGGAAGCAAAAAGGGGAUGUGGAUUGGGGAGAAAUAGUAGCCUGUCACGCAGGCUACUAUAAAUUCAGUCAUAAGCACAUUAAACCAACCCAUACAGGUAACCUACUCAUCGAUGCUCAUAACAUGACACAUCUUUCCGGUUUCCCUAAUUUUUCCAAAUUCAGAUAGAACGCUAUUAUGCUUCCAUAGACCAACGCAUCCCACGGAAACGACUUUAGGCGUCUUGUUACAGAUAGUUCUCCUUGUCCCCAAGACAUCAAACUUCCCAAAUUCUCCACCUCAGUACAGACACCUCUGUUUAAUAUGCAGACAAUAAUAAUAUAUUGCCUUUGUACCUCCUGCUGUUUUAAGGAAUUUUGACUGUACUUCCUUUUGGUAGUUUUUCUUAUUUGGGUAUCCUGAAAAUCUAUCCAAAGGCAAUGCACUAUUAGUAGUCUCCCCCAAAUAAUGUAGGCUGAGAAAACAGCCAACAUUUUGUGACACCACGGCUAGUUUCCCCGCCAAAUGACUUUUGAGAAACAAGCACAGAAAUUCCAUACUGAUGAUGCGUCACUACCAAGAUCUGGGUUGUGCCUCUGAUUGGUCAUAUUUUCGGAAAUUUGGUUUAACCAAUGAGAAGCACAACCCAGAUCUGGGUAGUGAUGCGUGCUUGUUUCUCAGAUGUCAUUUCAUGGGGAAACCAGAGGUGGUAUUGUGAAAUGUCGGCUGUUUUCUCAGGCUACAAAAUUAAUAAUCCCGGUUGCACUCCUCUCACCAAACUGGAACCCCCACUCAACUUAGCGACAUCUUCUGUUCUCCCUCACUUUCUCAAAAUAGUGCAAAAUGUAACAAAGAAAUGCUUCUCUUUCAUGUCAUGAUUUUUUAAACUUUGUCUUUACUAUUUACCAUUUUUUUAUUUAAAUUAUAAUAGAAAGAGUGGGGUUUCUUCAGUCUACAAAUUGUAACUGACUUCCAGUUACAUUCAAACUGGGAAAACCAUGAACACCAGAAAUAUUUUUGGAAUGUUAUUGUCUUGCAAGAGAAAAGCCAAUCAGGCAUUAGAAGACUAAACCGCAAGCAAGAACAUUAUUUUAUUUAAUAUAUUAGUUUGUGGUUUUGUGGCCAGUUCGCAUAUCCUGAUGUUUGCUGUGAUUGGUCGUAACAAAAUAAAGAUUCCUGAGAUAUUUUAAGUGUUCUCAGUUUUCCUGGUCAAACUGUAAUAUCACUACUUGCAGGAUUCCUUAAUGUGCAAAAUAAUGUUAUGCAGUAAAAAUAAAUGGGAAAAAAACCUAGCAAGUGCUUCCCUCAAUACAGAACAAAUGAAAAUAGGCCUCUCUUUUGGCCAAGAUUUAAAACAAUAAGGAAAACUCUACAGUCUGUAUCACAUGUAUUUAUGCAGGGUUAUUCCAUCGAGCUUCUCAGUCGUCUUGUUUUGUACAUGUAUUUAUGCUAGGAUUCAUUCUCGAAAGGGGCUCGUCUCGGUCUUACAGUAAACUUUCACCACGAACAUUCUAUCAUCCCGACUAGCUGCCCCUGGGUCUCCGAGGAUGGUUAGGAUUCAAUAUUGAUAUGUAAUGACUAAAAAUAUAUAUUCCAUGUGGUUUGUCUCAGAAAAUCUGGCUUAUUUGCAUCACUGACGGCUUCUUUGAGUGCAGCAAAGUCUGGAAUUCAAGGAUUUCUGGAGAAGUAAGUUCAGCUUGUACAUCAUCAUGUGUUGGUAGAGAACAAAAUAAACUAGUCUCAAAGGAAAGCUGAAAGCUCACAACUGUGGUUCUUAUAUAUAUUACCCAAUACUAAAGUGUGCCCAUUUUGCUUUAAGGUGUGUGAUAAUCCAUGGACUCUGACAGACACAAUUAAAGCUAAGAUGUUAUUUUGUGCUGCUCCAAUGUACCCCUUUUCUUACUAAACAUUCGGAUUUCUGUUAAUUUGUCUAGCUUUUCAUUAAUUUAUAUAAUGUUUGAAUAACAUUCACUUGUUUUAAUGAAUUGGCACAACCAUUAAUGCUAGUGGUCAACAUAAAAGACAAACAGUUUUAUCAAUUGUGAAUCGAUUCUAUAUUUUAUCUCAAAAUGUUGAGUUUGCUUUAAAACUUUAGUGUCAAUUUUUGUGGUGUAAUCUGAGUGCAACCGUGAUAAGUAAAUUGCUGCCAAAUUUUCCCUUAAAUGUCAAUAUGGGUUUCUAAUACGUAAAUAUCCACACAAAAUAAUAUUCAUCUCUCCCCAACAAAGAUACUUUGAACCUUGUUAUCAGGAUAGACUCUUAACCCUUUAAACCCUAAGAUCAAAAUUAAAAUUCUCAUUUGUCACUCCUAUUCAUAUACUAUAGAAGUGGUGGGGAGAAGUUGAUAAAAUAUCAAGUAAAUACAUCUUGUAUGAUCAUGUCCAUAAUUCUCAUGACCACUCUAUUUUACAAAGCAUUGCUAUCACAAGGAGAAAUCUGACGCUGAUCACUCUUAGGGUUUAAAAGAGUUAAUGAAUGUCGUCAUUAUCAUUCUUUUGUUUUAGGUCUUCACCAAAACAACGUAGACGUUCACCUCGUCCAGUACCCAUGGGUGAUGAUGAUAGUGAAGAUGAAACAGGAAAGUUGACACAAAGACCAAACUCAAAAGUUCCAACAGUGGAUGGAAUUGAUAAUCAUGAUGAAUUUACAAGGUACACCCGCUUUAGAAUGAUUCAAUAUUAAAUAGAUUUUCAGCCUGUUUACAGACCCUCUAUUUUCUCUUCAAAGUCCGCCGAGCAUGUGCAUGAUAAUAAAUAAAAACCACAGGAGAUUUAUUGACGGCCAGUGCAAGGGGGUAUGAAAAGAAAAAUAAACAAUGUCUGUGUACAGGUUAAUAGAUUUUCUCUGAAUGUGUCAGAAAUAAAGAGAUUUCAAAGUGUAGUUGGCAACCAUGCAGUCACCUCUCUACUGAAACAACUUGCCCCCUUCCCUGGGAAGGGGGUACUAAAAAAAAUGUUAUACAGGGCGGCUCCGCCCUGAGGUCCAACCCCUUCCCUUUUUUCAAGUAUAUACCAUUUUUGACUGAAAAGGUAACUUUUUAUUGACAAAUUGUACCCCUCUCACAUACUAGUUUAGAAUGCUGCAUCCCUUUUAACUUCUGUAAAUGCACCAUCUUUUAAAUAUGUUGAAAUCACUAAACCAGGAAGUUUUCCUGUCUUUUUUCACAGCCAUAAAAUGCACUUAUUUUCUUUUAGGUCCUUUGUACAGACUACAUUGACAGAUAUCCCUAGCCUUAAUAUUAUCGAUCUUCAUUCUCAAGUGAAUUGCUUACCCUUCAUAUACCUGAAUCCUGAAAAUACUGUACCCCAUUUGGGCAGAGCCUCCCUGUUUAGGGCAUUAUAGAGAGUACCCCCCCCCCCUCGACCCCCAGACCUAGCCCCACCCAUUCAAACGUAGGACAGCACUGCAGUGGAACCUGGAGUCAAGGAACCUCUAUAAUUAUAAUGAAGUCCUCGAUAUAACAAACGAUUUUCUUUACCCCAGUAAAUAAUAAAAUAUAUGAAAAAGAACCUCAAUAAAUUAUAAUGAAACCUCUUUAUAGCGAACAAAUUUUGUCAGUCCUUUGGCCCUUCAUUAAAUCAAGGUUCCACAGUAUCUACUGGUUAAAUCACUAUCCUGUAGAUACAUUUUAGCACUAUAUCUACCUUUUGAACUAGUUGGUUUGUAAAAACUUCAAAAAAAUUACCUUGUUUAAUACUUGAUGACCACACUUUUUAGCACAUGAACAUGACAGCAGGGAUGUCCCUAAGAGCCAGCAGCCGGCCAAUUUCACUGGCUGAAAAAGACCCAGUCACCGGCUCAAAUUUUCCCAGAAAACAAAUUUAAUUCAUAAAGUAAUUUAAAGUACAGUUAAGUAAAAAAGCUGCUUUGACCAACAAAAAAGCGUGUUUGGCUUUUCCUUGGCUACAUCCCAGUGACAGUGGAGAUAAUAAAAGAAAAUUCUUGUUACAGUUUUGAAAUAUCCCAGAUCAGAUCUAUAUAGCAGGUGUAGAAAAUAAAUUUUUGUGAUUUUGUUGCUUUAUUACAUCCCUUCCUCUACACAAAUAGCCACUGUGCUGAAAGUCAUUUAUGGUAUACAAUUUUUUUGCAUUAUUUUGUUCAGGGAAAUGCAGGCAAAAGGAGGCUUAAUGUAUGAGAGUGCCAACAAGACUAUUCAGCAUCUGUCCCAUGAUGCCUUGCCACCUCCACUCUCUCUCGAAGCACUUCAAGCUGAGGAUCAGCCCAAAGAAUAGAGCAAAAGUAAUUAAGACGGCAUACAAAUAGAGAGUGAAGGCCAGAGAGGGAGCAGUCAUAUGCUACAAAAAAUUAAUAAUAAUGAUGAUGUAAAAUAACAUGUGGAGCUGAGAUGAUAAUAUUGUAUGUGGAAUUGUAGUCUACAUGUUUACGUAAUUGUACCUUGCGGAAAGUCAAUGGGGACCGUAAGCAUCAAGAAAGCUGACACCCCGGACGUCAAAAAUGGCAACCAGUAGUUUGAUUUUUCUCUCUUUGAGUGCUCUGACUCAACAAAUUCAUGGAGUUAAAACAAAGGCAUUCAGAUUUGUUGCGUGCGACAGAAGUGAUCCACCAAGCGAGACAUAGAACUUCCAGUUGCUGUUCAUGACAUCUGGGGCAUCAGUGUUCUUGUUAGUUAAGCUCACUAUUUACCAAUUUGUGGGGGAAGGCAAGGUCGUUUUGGCAGAUUGUAGUGGACAGAUGUGUAUAAAUGAGCUGGAAGAAGAUAAUGAGGAUGAUAUUGCCUUAAAAUCCAUUCUUAUCAAUGAUCCUCUACUUAUUUAUAACAAAACGUCCCCACAACAAUUUGCUGCAUAAGCAUCAUAUCAAGGUGUUAACAACUGUAAUUAUGGGAACAUUGUCCUCCCACUGCCAGACAUUUUAUUUGUGCCCCAGAGAGUAACUGAAUUCAGCUUGCAAGUGAAAAAAUGCAGUAUACAGCCAAGAAUCUUUAGGCUUCUUAAACACAAACUGUGCAUUUUGAAGGGCCACAAAAACUUCAAAUGGGAAAGAGAUUACAGGUGCUUCUUGGUAUUGCAGAAACCUGCAUUCAUCGGUUCGCUUGUGUUGUGCUGCGGCUAUUGUUCAGUGUCUUGUUAAUCUUUUGUAUUUACGUCAUUUGGUGAUUAAAACCAUCUGCACAACUGAAAAAACAUAAACUAGAUUAUAGACACUGUUGCCCUUUGUACUGUUUAUGAAGUGAUAAUGACUUUUUUUAUAUAUAUUUUACCCCAACCACAACCCUCACUACUUUUUUUACCUUUACCUUUUGGUGACAAGUAUUGUUUUCUUUUAUUAUAAUAGAGAUAAUUGCAACCACUGGAAAAUGAAACUGUUCAUUUAGUAAGACAAAUUAUGAGAGCUUGUGGAUGAUGAUGUUCAGAAGUGUCUACAGUAUAAUGAAAAAGUCAGAUUAUGAAUUUUAUGAUAAUGCAAUGUGAAAGGGGAUGUUUUAAAAUAAUAUUAUAUUAUGUAUGGUUGUAAAUAGAUAAAUUUUCUUCUAUUAUAUUACCUGCCUUUAUCAUUGUUUAUUUGAUAGAUAGUAAAAGGUUAGAUUUAUGUAUUUUAGAAAAUGUACAUACUGCUAAAUAGUUCUCCAGUACUGAAACAAUAUUAUAAAAUAAUAGGCUAUUUAGCAAAGAAUACAUUUUGAAGAAAUUGAUAUCAGUAGAGUUAUUGAU